UAAUCGAUUUAUCUAGUUUUGGGCUAGUCAGAAGUGAUUUGACAAUAUUUUUCAAAAUAUUGCUCAUGUCUUAAUGCUCAUAUCUUAAUAACCGACUAGCGGUCUAAAUAUCAUCUGCCAUAAAUAUUUUUGGCAUACCUAUUUAUCAACUGGUCUCACACAAAUAACAUCGUUUACUCCUUAAAAGUAUAUAAGGUAUAUUAUUGUAUGUCGUGUAGGAACUUCUCAAAAUUAUUUGAGAAAAAAAUGUUUUUUUGGGCUGCAUGGAUAACUGAGACCGGCACACAGGCGUACAGGCUGUACAUGUAUAUGUUGUGUGUUCCACGAAUGAUUGUUGUGAGCAUUCAAUCGAUUUCUCUAAUUGUUACUUUCGUUCAAUUUCACCAUAUUAAUCAACUAACACACACGCAUUAUUUUCUUCCGGCCUUCUCUAUCUAUAACAUGUGUCCACUUUAAAGGUCAAAGACAAAUACACAAGAACAUUGACAUUAAUCAGAUCUAUUUGCGUGGUAGUCCUUGUAACAUAACAAGUGUACAUUGUGUACAUUCAUCUCUCAUGUCAUUGGUCGUCGGGGUGGGUGUCGGCGCCAAGCCUAAGGCGAUAUUUUGGCCAUAUAAAAUAGAUGAACAUGAUAUCAAUUCAUAUCAUACGGUCUUUGGAUCUUAUUAGAUACACUUCCAGCAAUGGCAUUCAAGUUCGUAGUGUUCGCUUGCUUGGUGGCAGCGGCCAGCGCAGGACUCCUGCCCGCCCACGUCACGUACGCCGCCCCAGCCGCGCACGUUGUACACGCCGCCCCGGUAGCGUACGCCGCACCCGUCGCUAAGGUGCUGGCGCCCGUCGCCAAGGUUGCCGUCGAGGAGUACGCGCACCCCAAGUACAGCUUCGCUUACGACGUGCAGGACGGUCUCACCGGAGACUCCAAGUCCCAGCACGAGAGCCGCGACGGAGACGUUGUCCAGGGCUCCUACUCCGUGGUCGACCCCGACGGCACCAAGCGCACUGUUGAGUACACCGCUGACGACCACAACGGAUUCAACGCCGUCGUGCACAGAGAGCCCCUCGCUCAUGCCGCUAAGAUCGUCGCCCCCGUCGCCAAGGUGGUCGCCCCUGUAGCCUACCACGCUGCCCCUGUCGUCCACGCCGCUCCCGUGGCCUACCACGCCGCCCCUGUCUACCACGCCGCCCCUGUCGCCUACUCCGCUCCCAUCUACCACCAUUAAAAUGGCCGUAGAGUUAUCAAACACCAAAUUAGAACUGAUGAAAUAAGUAAAUAAAUUAUAAUUAUAGAUUGA
Molecule: messenger RNA, 1293 nt
Organism: Trichoplusia ni (cabbage looper)
Lineage: Eukaryota; Metazoa; Arthropoda; Insecta; Lepidoptera; Noctuidae
Product: larval cuticle protein A2B-like
Exons: 2
Coding region: 685-1221 (178 amino acids)
Cellular component (GO): extracellular matrix
Source: RefSeq, a predicted model, not a curated record